Labeo rohita (rohu) is the source of this 1587-nucleotide messenger RNA. Its product is annotated as solute carrier family 22 member 5-like. The transcript is spliced from 6 exons. NCBI's taxonomy places the organism in Eukaryota, Metazoa, Chordata, Actinopteri, Cypriniformes, Cyprinidae. The annotation marks the transcript as partial. The record is from RefSeq and is a predicted model, not a curated record.
GAAGACAGGAGAAGAGAGGAGCCCGCUCCUUGGGAGGAAGUGGCCGCAGUGCGGGCUUCCGAACCCUCAGAACGGGCAUCGGACCUGCCGGGUAAAGAAGGAGAUAGGGGGUCACCCGUCUCCAUUCCCUCCAACAGGUCCAGCUAUGAACCCCAGGAAUGCAGUGCCCACUCCGCCUCGACGGAAGCGGGACCAACACCCUGGGGAACGCUGGUGAAGGCUCCCUCCUCAAAGAGAGCCUUCCGGGAGCGGAGCACCCGCAAAGGAAGUGCUUCACAAUGCGGGCAUUUUGUUGUGACACAUGCACUACAGUCAAGGGAAAAUGCUGAAAGGUUACAGACCUACAGUCUCUGCGACCUGGUGAAGUCCAUCAACAUCCGCUGCAUAACCGCCCUGCUGUGCCUGAUCUGGGCAGCUGUUUCAGUUGGAUACUCUGCCUUGUCUUUAAACACUUCUAGUCUGCAUGGAAACAUCUACCUGAACUGCUUCAUCUCAGCAGUUGUGGAAGUGCCUGCCCUUAUCAUAGCCUGGCUGAUGCUCCGCUGCUGGCCAAGGCGUCCCAGCUUGUCUUCCACCCUGUCUUUAGGAGGACUGGUUCUUCUCUUUGUACACUUUAUUCCGCAACAUAUGAGCUCCAUUGCCAUUUCACUGGUGAUGCUGGGAAAGUUCGGUCUGUCAGCAGCAUUCGCAAUCGUGUACCCUGCUACUGCGGAGCUUUACCCCACUGUACUAAGGAACACGGCUUUAGGAGUCUGCUCAAUGGCAUCCAGAGUCGGUGGCAUAAUGGCACCAUACUUCAUCUACUUAGGAAGCUAUUACAGGUCUUUGCCAUACAUCUUAAUCGGAAGUCUGAAUGUUCUCUCCGGGUUAUUCAGUCUUCUGCUACCAGAGAGUCUUGGAUCACCUUUACCAGAGACUGUCAGUCACAUGCAGGUGGUACCUGGGCUCAGAAAAAUACAUUCUUGGAGGCCAACUGAUAGAAACUGUGAAGAGGAGCAUAGAUCUGAAUGCACUAUAGAGAGAUUUUAAAAAGUAUGUGAGAUUUAUUCCAUCUCUCCAAGGCUGUAACCUGUCUUGCCAUUUGGGGGGUUACAUUACAAUGUAAUGGUCGUUUUGAUUCUCAAUGUAAUAAAGGCCCACAUUUUAAUAUUUUUUUUAAUAAUGUUUUUAUGUAAAAUUUGUUCAAGGUAAUUUUUGUUAGGAUAUUUGGUCCUAAAUAUGAUAAAAGACAAUGUAGAGUAUGAAAUAAAGUUUGGCUUUUGGCACAACUUGUCAAAAAUGCUCUGUCUCAUUUUGUCUCUCUCACACCCUGCGUCCCAUUGUUCAUGGUAACCCUAACCCUAACCAUAGGUUAGGGGUCAAAAAGCCCAGAGGUCAGACAAUGUCCAACCCCGGUUAGGGUUUCUGAGUCAAGUCAAGUCACCUUUAUUUAUAUACCGCCUUUAACAAUACAGAAUUGUGACAAGGUGGCUGUACAGUAUUAAAUAGGAAAUGGCACAUCAACAAUGCCAAGGGUAACCGUAAAUACUCAAUUUUCAGGUAAAGGUAGUUAAUCAAAUACAGUAAAAUAAAAUACAAUAUUGUGUG